AUGAACUUUGAUCACCAGCACCCAGCCUCGGGCGGCUACCACCAUCUGGCCUCUGGUCCCUAUAGCCAUGUCCCUCCGCCUCAGCAACAACAGCAGCAGCAGCAGCAGCAACAACAACACCACCACCACCACCACCAGGCUGCUUCUCAACACCACACUCAACACCACCCGCAUCCCUCCAAUCAGAUGCCACAGCUCCCUCCUAUGGGAUAUCCAGCACCCGUGUCGAUGUCUUCGAACGCGACUAUGCCUCCCAGCGGUAUGCCUCCUUCACAUCGCCAGUCCGCCACGCCCGCCGCGCCCGCCGCCGCCCCAGCCCAGCAGAACGCUGCACUGGCUUCCAUGUCGAAAACCGAUUCGAGGGGUAGAUCAUACGAGCUCGUCGUUGUGCAGCAGCCCCAGCGAGCGCGCAUGUGCGGCUUCGGCGACAAGGACCGACGACCCAUCACUCCCCCUCCAUGCAUUAAGGUCAUCGUAAGAGACGCCAAGACUGGACAGGAGAUCAACCACAACGAUAUCGAAUCAAAAUUCUUCGUGAUCCAGGUUGAUUUGUGUUCAGAGGACGGUACUUCAGAGGUGAACCUUGUGAGGCACUCGUCCAACACUGCCUCGAUAUCGACCACACAGCCCUUUUCGUAUUCAACCUUGCGGGAUGAGGGCCUGCCGCAGGCACAGCAGAUGCAGGCCUAUUCCCAGAUGAUGCCCGGUUACGCCGCUGCGCCUAUGGGCUACGGCCAGCACCAGCCGCCACCGCAGCAACAGCAGCAACAGCAGCAGCACAUGAUGCCGGGUUAUGGCAUGGCUUCCGGAUCUGGCUACCAGCGUAUGUUGUCCAUUGCGAGAGUAGGCGCGCAACACGGCCAAAAUAUUUUACUGACCAAAAGCGCAGCGACCUACCAGUCAUCAAACUCCCAGUUUGCACCUCCGACCCAGUACUACCCCCAGCACGCCAACCCGGCGCCUGUGCCCUCUCAGGCGGACAUGGCCUACGGUGGCCCUCGCCAGUCGCUGUCCAUGCCCGCCAACCAGCCGCAGGGCAUGUUCACCAGAAACCUAAUUGGAAGCACGGCAUCAAGCGCCUUCCAGCUGAACGACGUCGCCGACCAACUCGGAACCUGGUUCAUCAUGCAGGAUCUGAGCGUGAGGACCGAAGGUCGCUUCAGGUUGCGUUUCUCGUUCGUCAACGUGGCGAGACCUCCCGACCAACCCUCGACGGACGGUUCGAGUGUGAACCACGGCAGUGCCCCGAUACUCGCAUCCGUCUUCAGUGACGUGUUUCAGGUCUUCUCGGCCAAGAAGUUUCCCGGCGUCUGUGAGAGCACGCCCCUGAGCAAGUGCUUCGCGACGCAAGGUAUCAAGAUCCCCAUCCGGAAAGAGGGCGCCGGCGACGGCAAGAAGGGCGGCGAGGACGAUGAUGAUUAUUAA
Molecule: messenger RNA, 1425 nt
Organism: Colletotrichum higginsianum IMI 349063
Lineage: Eukaryota; Fungi; Ascomycota; Sordariomycetes; Glomerellales; Glomerellaceae
Product: Developmental regulator VelB
Exons: 5
Coding region: 1-1425 (474 amino acids)
Source: RefSeq, a predicted model, not a curated record